This is a messenger RNA of Myotis davidii, 2326 nucleotides long. It is a transcript of the gene SLC29A1, whose product is annotated as solute carrier family 29 (equilibrative nucleoside transporter), member 1. Gene Ontology annotation, molecular function: nucleoside transmembrane transporter activity. Gene Ontology annotation, biological process: nucleoside transmembrane transport; uridine transmembrane transport. Lineage: Eukaryota; Metazoa; Chordata; Mammalia; Chiroptera; Vespertilionidae. Bases 399 to 1769 code for a protein of 456 amino acids. The transcript is spliced from 14 exons. The record is from RefSeq and is a predicted model, not a curated record. Gene Ontology annotation, cellular component: plasma membrane.
UGAAAGGGUGGACGAAAACAGCCCUCCACCUCCAGAUGGAGAUGUGCCGGUCUGCUCCUCCCCUGCCUGUCCUAUGACCCAGGCGCGGGUGACUUACUGGGAUGGGGAGGAAAGCCCGCGGAGAGGAUGGGGUCCCUGAAGGUGUCUAUCUGGGGCUGGGACCUGGAGCACUGGCUGUACCUGAGCCCAUGGACAAGACCUGCCUGAGUGGAAGCUAGGACCACCUCCCAGGGACGGCCCAGCCUCCGUGGCUCUGACCCUCCUGGCAAGCCUGGGCACCUGAGCCUGAAGAAGCCUGUGGGGAAACAGGAGGAGACAAGGCCUCACACUGCUUCUGCCCCAAGCGAGCCUCAGAGGGAGAGAGCAGUCAGCCAGGCAAAGCCAAGACCGUCAUCACCAUGACAACCAGUCACCAGCCUCAGGACAGGUACAAAGCCGUCUGGCUUAUCUUCUUCAUGCUGGGUCUGGGGACCCUGCUCCCCUGGAAUUUCUUCAUGACAGCCACUCUGUAUUUCAAAAACCGCCUGGGCCAGCCCCAGAACAUGUCCGUGGGCACGGCUAACCUGAGCAGGGACAUCCAGGCCUUGGCCACCCCCACGGUACCCUCUCCGGAUCAGAAUUAUCUGCGUGACAUCUUCAACAAUGUCAUGACCUUGUGUGCCAUGCUACCCAUGCUGAUCUUCGCCUACCUCAACUCCUUCUUGCAUCAGAGGAUCCCCCAGUCCGUUCGGAUCCUGGGCAGCCUGGUGGCCAUCCUGCUGGUGUUCCUGACCACUGCUAUCCUGGUGAGGGUGCCCCUGGACGCCCUGCCCUUCUUCGUCAUCACCAUGGUCAAGAUCAUGCUCAUUAAUUCAUUCGGUGCCAUCCUGCAGGGCAGCCUGUUUGGUCUAGCUGGCCUCCUGCCUGCCCACUACACGGCCCCCAUCAUGAGUGGCCAGGGCCUGGCAGGCAUCUUCGCCUCAGUGGCCAUGAUCUGCGCCAUCGCCAGUGGCUCAGAGCUGUCAGAAAGCGCCUUCGGCUAUUUUAUCACAGCCUGCGGGGUCAUCAUUUUGACCAUCAUUUGUUACCUGGCACUGCCCCGGCUGGAAUUCUACCGCUACUACCAGCAGCUCAAGCUCGAAGGGCCCGGAGAGCAGGAGACCAAGCUGGACCUCAUUAGUAAAGGAGAGGCGUCAAGAGCAGGCAAAGAGGAGUUUGGAGUUUCAGCCCCCAAUUCUCAGCCCACCAACAAUAGCGCCUCAGUCUGGGCCAUCCUCAAAAAUGUUUUAGUCCCAGCUCUCUCCGUCUGCUUCGUCUUCACCGUCACCAUUGGGGUGUUUCCUGCUGUUACCUCUGAUGCCACGUCCAGCAUUGCAGGCAGUAGCGCCUGGGGACACUACUUCAUUCCUGUGUCCUGCUUCUUGAAUUUCAAUGUCUUCGACUGGCUGGGCCGGAGCCUCACCACCAUAACCAUGUGGCCUGGGAAGGACAGCCGCUGGCUGCCAAGCCUGGUGGUGGCCCGGCUCGUGUUCGUGCCCCUGCUGCUGCUGUGCAACGUGCACCCCCGCAGAUACCUGCCCGUGGUCUUUAAGCACGACGCGUGGUACAUCAUCUUCAUAGCCGCCUUCGCCUUCUCCAACGGCUACCUCGCCAGUCUCUGCAUGUGCUUUGGGCCCAAGAAAGUGCAGCCGGCAGAGGCUGAGACAGCUGGAUCCAUCAUGGCCUUCUUUCUGUCUCUGGGACUGGCGCUAGGGGCUGUCUUCGCCUUCCUGUUCCGGGCAAUUGUGUAACCCAGAUGGACAGAGGACUGCACUGGCCGCCAGCUCUUGCCCCUUCCUUGUCCUUCAGGGGUGGGCAGGGGUGGGCCGGAGGUUUUCUCUUCUAACUGAAUUCUGCUUUCUCAUGGCCUGUGCUGGGCCCGGUGUCCAGGCCCCGAGGAGGGAGCCUCUCGGUGGACAGUGGGGACAUUGGCAUGCAGGUCAGAGUCGAGGGAGGGGACACGGUCCCUGCGUAUCCUCGAAUCCCCCCACAUCUGGCUCUGAUUCCUACUUGAGCAGACAGAAGAGGCUCCCAGGCUCAGUGUGUGUGUCUAUGUGUCUGUAUAUUUGUCUGUCUGUACCAGGGGUGGCUAGGGGCCAGGACUGUGUUCUAAGGUCCAGUCUGAUAUUGCACCCCUCCCUUCUCCCUGUACCUUCCCCCCAACCUCCCUGUCCCUCCCCUGCUCCCCCUGCCUUGUGUCUAUCAUGUAUCCUGUACAGUUGCUAUUUUACUGCCUUUUUUUAUACUCAACAGAAACCAGGUGCCUUCAGAGGCUCUCUGAUUAAAUAAAUAUUUUUUAUCCCCCAUG